This is a messenger RNA of Lutra lutra (Eurasian river otter), 3251 nucleotides long. RefSeq names its product TEA domain transcription factor 3 (gene TEAD3). The record is from RefSeq and is a predicted model, not a curated record. Gene Ontology annotation, biological process: hippo signaling; positive regulation of transcription by RNA polymerase II; embryonic organ development. The coding region runs from base 656 to 1768 and encodes 370 amino acids. Lineage: Eukaryota; Metazoa; Chordata; Mammalia; Carnivora; Mustelidae. Gene Ontology annotation, cellular component: transcription regulator complex. Gene Ontology annotation, molecular function: DNA-binding transcription factor activity, RNA polymerase II-specific; RNA polymerase II cis-regulatory region sequence-specific DNA binding. The transcript has 13 exons.
CCUGGCGUGCAGGGGGAGGUUGAGAGCAUGGCACAGGAAGGCGAGGAGGGGAGCGCCUAGGCGCGGGAAGGCUGGGAGCAGCCACCGGUCGCGAAGCCGCCGGGUGGGCAGCCCGAGAGCCGACUGGGGGCGGCCCCGCGCGGCCCCGCCCCUCCCGGCCGGUGCCCGCCCCCCUGCGCGCCCCGCCCCCUCCUUCCCCUCAGCCCCCACCCCCCGCCCCGGCUCCUCAACACAAACUUUCCGUCCCGCUCGCUCCCUCCUCCGCGCCCGGCGCCUCCCGCUCCAGCCCGGCUCAUUCCGCACAUUCCGGCCAGCCCCCUCCCCAAGACCCCCCUUCCCCUGCCCCCCUCUCAGCUCCUUCGGGCCCGGCGGAGCGGCCCGGCCGGAGCGCCCCCCCGAGCUCGGACCAGGCUCCGGCGGCCCAGUGGGCUCAGGCCCAGAGCCCAGAGCAACCAGCACAAUAGCGUCCAACAGCUGGAAUGCCAGCAGCAGCCCCGGGGAGGCCCGGGAGGAUGGGCCUGAGGGCCUGGACAAGGGGCUGGACAACGACGCGGAGGGCGUGUGGAGCCCCGACAUCGAGCAGAGCUUCCAGGAGGCCCUGGCCAUCUACCCACCCUGCGGCCGCCGCAAGAUCAUCCUGUCAGACGAGGGCAAGAUGUACGGUCGAAAUGAGCUGAUUGCACGCUACAUUAAACUGAGGACCGGGAAGACUCGGACGAGAAAACAGGUCUCUAGCCACUUGCAGGUUCUAGCCAGGCGGAAAUCUCGAGAGAUUCAGUCCAAGCUAAAGGCCAUGAACCUGGACCAGGUCUCCAAGGACAAAGCCCUCCAGAGCAUGGCCUCCAUGUCAUCCGCCCAGAUUGUCUCCGCCAGCGUCCUACAGAACAAGUUCAGCCCGCCCUCCCCCCUGCCCCAAGCCGUCUUCUCCACUUCCUCACGGUUCUGGAGCAACCCCCCUCUCCUGGGACAGCAGCCUGGACCCUCUCAGGACAUCAAGCCCUUUGCACAGCCAGCCUACCCCAUCCAGCCGCCCCUGCCGCCGACGCUCAGCAGUUACGAGCCCCUGACCCCGCUCCCCCCAGCUGCUGCCUCCGUGCCCGUGUGGCAGGACCGCACCAUCGCCUCCUCCCGGCUGCGGCUCCUCGAAUAUUCCGCCUUCAUGGAGGUGCAGCGAGACCCCGACACGUACAGCAAACACCUCUUCGUGCACAUCGGCCAGACGAACCCCGCCUUCUCCGACCCGCCGCUGGAGGCUGUAGAUGUGCGACAGAUCUAUGACAAGUUCCCCGAGAAGAAGGGUGGACUGAAGGAACUCUAUGAGAAAGGGCCCCCUAACGCCUUCUUCCUCGUCAAGUUCUGGGCGGACCUCAACAGCACCAUCCAGGAGGGCCCUGGAGCCUUCUAUGGGGUCAGCUCUCAGUACAGCUCGGCCGACAGCAUGACCAUCAGCGUCUCCACCAAGGUGUGCUCCUUUGGCAAGCAGGUGGUGGAGAAGGUAGAGACGGAAUACGCCAGGCUGGAGAACGGCCGCUUCGUGUACCGCAUCCACCGCUCCCCCAUGUGCGAGUACAUGAUCAACUUCAUCCACAAGCUGAAGCACCUGCCAGAGAAGUACAUGAUGAACAGCGUGCUGGAGAAUUUCACCAUCCUGCAGGUAGUCACCAGCCGGGACUCCCAGGAGACCCUGCUCGUCAUUGCUUUCGUCUUUGAAGUCUCCACCAGCGAGCACGGGGCCCAGCACCAUGUCUACAAGCUCGUCAAAGACUAGGCCACUCUUGGCCCCCAGUACCAGGAUCCAGGACAAGCAUCUUUUCCACACACCUGCCUGGCCCCCCACCCCCACCCCACUCCCACCCCCAGAGGUCUGGGAUUGAGGACUCAUCCCGCCUACCAGGCCUCAGGCCCAGGACCCAGGAGGCCUCCCCACCUACCCCCCAGCACACACACUCCCUGCCACUGUUCUGCGCUUUAAUUGUGGGAGAAGAGAGGAGAGCUCCGUGGUGGGGCAGCCCAUCCCGGAUGCUGAACCAUCAGCCAGCUCUGCCCAGCCUCCAGUGAGCGGGCUCCAACCCCUUCGGGCUCAGGCGUGUGUGGCCGGCAGGGGAGGGUAGAAUGGAGAUCAAGGGGGUCAGAGUGCAGAGGCUCCAGGAAGGAGAGUGUUGAGUUGGGGUUAGGGUGAGAAGACAAGAGAGGGGCCCACACUUUCUUGUACCUGCAGUGUGCCUGGCCCUGUUCUCAGACCCUGCAAGGUGAGCGUGGGUCUGGGUGUCUCAUGUGAUGGGCUGAGACUCGAAGUUGAGAGACCCGUGCAAGGAGGGCAGAGUUGGAAUUCUCACCCGGGGCUGCCUGUCCCCAGAGCCCAGGUAUAACUACCUCCCUGGAGUGGGGGAGCAGCCACAGGGGGUGAGAGACAGGGUCUAUACGGGGAGCUGGAGCCAGCCAGGUUGGGGGGCACCUUUCAGGGGAGCAGCUGCUUCUGACCAGCAGGAAAAGAGGAGCAGCAGGUACUUGGCACCUGUUAGGUGCCCUCUGUCAGCCCAUAGUGCGGCCAGGGCCUCGGGAGCCCCUAUGCGGACCUCCUCCAAGCUGCCCCGGCCCACAUCUGGGACCUGAGCCCCUCAGCACCUUCCUGACGAGAGAAGGCCCCCAGGGGCAGGCUCCAAAAUAGCUCGGAGGGUCAAGUAGGAAGCUGGAGUCCCCGCCUCUGGGCAGACCAGUGUUCCAGGGACAAGGGGUAGCAGAAGGAUUUGGUAUUUUCAAAUGGCCAAGACAUGGGUUGGGUGAACCCUCGGUGGGUUCACUCCCUUACGUUUCUCUCCACCUCCAGUUUCCCAGGCCUGGACCAGCAGCUCCCCAGACCCAGUUCUGGGACUGAAGAUUCACCCUUUCCCUGCUGCCCCUCCCCAACACUCAGGCCCCUCAGCCGGCCUGGCCUGUCUACCAGUCGCCUCUGGGCAUUUAUGAGUUUCAUAUGAAGUACUGUGCCCCUUCCCUUCCUUACACGGCCCGCCCCUGAGCUUCCUGAAGGUCCUCACAGUUUGCAUAUCGCUCAGGCCACUUCCAAACCCAACCUAGGUUUUAUAAUGUAUAUUAUAUUUUUUUGUGUAUUUUUUAAAUCCAGCUGUGAUGGGUUAUAUCGUAAACGUGGCACAGGGCUGGGGCAGGGGUCCUCAAGGCCCAGCUCCUGCUCCAAAAAAAAAAAAAAAAAAAAAAGAAAAGAAAAAAAAUUAAAGUUAUUUGUUUGUGGGUUA